This is a messenger RNA of Ostreococcus lucimarinus CCE9901, 441 nucleotides long. RefSeq lists its product with no specific name. The transcript has a single exon. The record is from RefSeq and is a predicted model, not a curated record. Bases 1 to 441 code for a protein of 146 amino acids. Gene Ontology annotation, molecular function: protein binding. NCBI's taxonomy places the organism in Eukaryota, Viridiplantae, Chlorophyta, Mamiellophyceae, Mamiellales, Bathycoccaceae.
AUGGAGAAGCACCACAAACUGCGACGACCGCAAGGGUCGUCCAUACACGGGUGUAACAUAUGCGGGAUCGAGGGACAUCAGGCGGCGUUUUGCAUGAAUGGGAACGUGGAUUGGGCCAAUCGAUGGCCGCGCGAGUGCUUCGUCAUAGAGCCGCCGCAGAGCGCACCAAAGGCGAGGAAGGAGCCAGACUUUAGGAAGAUGGCGCGCGAGGCCAAGGCGUACGCCAAGAAAAAGAUGCGCAAGGAGGAACGAGAGAAGCGACGGGCGGCGGGGGAGGAGGUGUCUGAGAGCGAAGAAGAACCAGCAAAGACGGAAACCGCGACGGGUGGUGCGAAGGGGGCGAUGGUGGAGGGAUGGGUGAUGUAUUACGACAAGCUCGGACGGCCAUAUUACCACAACAAGCUGACGAACAAGACGCAAUGGACGGCGCCUACGGCGUAG